AAGUACUUCCGUAUCUAUUUAUUUUAUCGACUAGUAGUGCUUUUGACUUUCGAGAUAAGGUAUUUUUACUUUUGUCAACGUAAUGUGAGAGAACAUAAAAUGUCUAUUAAUUAAUUAGAUCCAUAAUAUAGUACAAAAUAUAACGCUACAGAAAAAUAUUAACAUGAAGAUUUGGACAUCAGAACAUACAUUCAACCAUCCAUGGGAGACAGUUGCACAAGCAGCAUGGAGAAAAUAUCCCAAUCCUAUGAACCCAGCUGUCAUAGGCACUGAUGUUGUAGAAAGAAAAGUGGUUGAUGGUGUGCUGCACUCGCACAGACUAGUCAGUUCUAAAUGGUAUUUUCCGCGUUGGGCGCAGGCGCUCAUAGGAACUGCAAAAAUUUGCUAUGCAAGUGAGAAAUCUGAAGUUAAUCCUAUACAGCGACAGAUGACACUAAAGACCACUAAUUUAACAUUCUGUCAUUACAUAGCUGUGGAUGAAACUGUUAAGUACACUCCACAUCCUUCUGAUCCAUCAAAGACUCUCCUCACACAGGAAGCAGUAGUCACUGUACAAGGUGUACCACUCAGCAGUUACAUGGAGGAUUUAUUAACAAACAAAAUUUCAUUAAAUGCUGGAAAAGGACGACAAGCUAUAGAGUGGGUCAUCGGUAAAAUAGAUUCUGAAAUAAAGGAACUUGCAAGCACAGCAGCUAAAAGUACAGAUGAGCUGUUGUCACAUACAAAGAAAUCUCUGGAUGAUAUAACAUCGACUGCUAGGAGAUCAAUGGAUGACAUAUCAUCUAAAGCAAAGAGAUCACUUGAUGAUAUAGAAAAAUUCACAAAAGCUAAUGCUAAUCAACGGAGCUGA
This is a messenger RNA of Achroia grisella, 850 nucleotides long. It is a transcript of the gene slmo, whose product is annotated as protein slowmo. Gene Ontology annotation, biological process: phospholipid transport. Gene Ontology annotation, molecular function: phosphatidic acid transfer activity. The transcript has 4 exons. The coding region runs from base 164 to 850 and encodes 228 amino acids. The record is from RefSeq and is a predicted model, not a curated record. Lineage: Eukaryota; Metazoa; Arthropoda; Insecta; Lepidoptera; Pyralidae. Gene Ontology annotation, cellular component: mitochondrial intermembrane space.